AUGGCUGUGCCAGGAAUCGCUGCGCCAAGAGGGGCCGCACCGGAAAUGGCUAUACUGGAAGUGGCUGUACCAGAAGUGGCUAUACUGGAAGUGGAUACACCGGAAGUGGAUAUACCGGAAAUGGAUGUACCGCAAGUAGAUGUACCGCAAGUAGAUGUACCGCAAGUAGAUGUACCGCAAGUAGAUGUACCGCAAGUAGAUGUACCGCAAGUAGAUAUACCGAGAGUGGAUGUGCCGGAAGUGGCUAUACCGGAAGUAGCUGCACCGGAAGUAGUGUCAAAAGCCCCUGAACUGGAAAAGGUUGGACCGGAUAUCGCAGCGUCAAAAGAGAUUGUCCCGGAAAUGGCUGUGCUGGGAGUGGUUGCACCGGAAGGGGCUACACUGGAAGCGGAUGCGCCGGAAAAGGCUGCACCAGGAAUGGCUACGCCGGAAAUAACUGUGCCGGAAAAGCCUGAGCUAGAAAAGUCUGGACUGGAUGUCACUGCGUUGAGAGAGGCUGCACCUUGA
Bemisia tabaci is the source of this 507-nucleotide messenger RNA. Lineage: Eukaryota; Metazoa; Arthropoda; Insecta; Hemiptera; Aleyrodidae. The record is from RefSeq and is a predicted model, not a curated record.